UGUUACCACGAAACGGCAGCACGUGCACGUUUCUACAAACCUCCUCCCUCCCGACUAAUUUGCUCUUUUUAAUAAGAAGAAAUCUGCGGCGAGCGAUUCUGAUUCUUUCUAAUUACAUUCGCCGGCGGCGAUGAUGUGGUGAUAUCUAUCCGUCAGAUCCAGAUGACGUUCUCGAGAUGCUUCCUUCAUGCCUUCUUAUGCCUGGUAUUGCUACAUGAUGUUCAUGUCGGUGGAGCCAUUUUUGAGUCACAAGCACCCCACAGAGAACUUAAAGCUUAUCGUCCGCUGCAAGAUUGUCGUGGCUGUAAUAAUCUAGAGGAUGCGCACGCUUCCUCAGCUGCUGCUCUACACUACGAUCCAGAUCUCAAAGAUCUGAACAUAGUUGCCACAUACAGUGACCAUUAUGGCCAUAUACGGCUUGGUAGGGUGAAAAUGGGGGAUCUUUCAUCUUCUUGGGUUUUGGAGAAUCAAGUUACCGGCAAGAAAAAAGGUUCGCAGAUUUUACGUCAGGAAAGGAGAGGUCAACGAACUCUGGAGCUGAUACUACAACAAAAGGAAACUGACGAGCAGAUGCAAGAAGCAGCCAUUGAGAAGUCAACCAACUUUGAAAACUCAGUCAUUGGGAAAUACAGCAUAUGGAGGAGAGACUAUGAGAGUCCAAAUGCUGAUGCUAUCUUGAAGCUUAUGAGAGACCAGAUCAUAAUGGCAAAAGCUUAUGCAAAUAUUGCCAAAUCAAAAAAUGUAACCAAUCUGUACGCAUUCUUGGUGCAGCAGUAUGGAGAAAAUCAACGUGUUAUAGGAAAAGCAACCUCUGAUGCUGACCUUCCUUCAAGCGCUCUGGAUCAAGCAAAAGCCAUGGGCCAUGCCCUCUCUUUUGCAAAAGACGAGUUAUAUGACUGCCAUGAACUUGCAAAAAAAUUCCGGGCCAUGCUUCAAUCCACAGAACGCAAUGUUGAUGGACUGAAGAAAAAGGGCACCUUCUUAAUUCAGCUAGCUGCCAAAACCUUUCCCAAGCCAUUGCAUUGCCUGAGUCUGCAGUUAGCGGCAGACUAUUAUAUCCUAGGUUUCAAUAAAGAGGAUGCAGUCAAAGAGGAUGUCAGUCGAAAGAAGUUUGAAGAUCCUUCUCUCUAUCACUAUGCGAUAUUUUCGGAUAAUGUUCUGGCCACAUCUGUGGUGGUCAAUUCCACUGUUUUGAAUGCAAAGGAGCCGCAGAAGCAUGUGUUCCAUAUAGUAACUGACAAAUUGAACUUUGCUGCAAUGAAGAUGUGGUUUCGCAUCAGUGCUCCUGCCGAUGCGACAAUUCAAGUUGAAAACAUCAACGAUUUUAAGUGGCUGAACUCCUCUUAUUGCUCUGUUCUACGGCAGCUUGAAUCUGCAAGGCUGAAAGAAUACUAUUUCAAAGCAAAUCAUCCUUCAUCUAUCUCUGCUGGCGCAGACAAUCUUAAGUACCGCAACCCAAAGUAUCUAUCAAUGCUGAAUCAUCUCAGGUUCUACCUUCCAGAGGUUUACCCGAAGCUGGACAAGAUUCUGUUUUUAGACGAUGAUAUUGUGGUGCAAAAGGACCUGGCACCUCUAUGGGGAGUAGACAUGCAAGGAAAAGUGAAUGGUGCGGUGGAGACGUGCAAGGAGAGCUUCCACAGAUUUGACAAGUACCUCAACUUCUCAAAUCCAAAGAUCUCAGAGAAUUUCGACGCAGGUGCUUGCGGGUGGGCAUUUGGGAUGAAUAUGUUUGACCUGAAAGAGUGGAGGAAACGGAACAUUACAGGGAUAUAUCACUAUUGGCAAGACAUGAAUGAAGACAGAACACUGUGGAAGCUGGGUUCGUUGCCACCGGGGCUGAUAACAUUUUACAACCUGACAUAUGCAAUGGAGAGGAGCUGGCACGUACUGGGGCUGGGAUAUGACCCGGCGCUGAACCAAACAGCAAUAGAGAAUGCAGCGGUAGUGCAUUACAAUGGGAACUAUAAGCCAUGGCUGGGUUUGGCAUUUGCCAAGUACAAAGCAUACUGGUCCAAGUAUGUCGAGUAUGAUAAUCCAUAUCUCCGUCGCUGCAACAUCAACGAAUGAAUGAAGAGAGAGGAGGUAGAUGAAGCACAGGGGGGAAGUAAAAUUGUUUUCAGUAUACCAACCAUAGCAAGGCAAGGAACCAACAGAGAGGGAUGAUUAUUACUGUUAGUAUGAAAUAUACAUUACUAACUCUUGUUUUUUUUUUUUUUUGGUUUUAGCAACUUAUUUAACCAUAAAAUCAUAUUUCACCGACCCAAAUAAAAAAGCUCAUCUUGAACAUGAAA
This is a messenger RNA of Camelina sativa (false flax), 2291 nucleotides long. Its product is annotated as putative galacturonosyltransferase 3. The record is from RefSeq and is a predicted model, not a curated record. NCBI's taxonomy places the organism in Eukaryota, Viridiplantae, Streptophyta, Magnoliopsida, Brassicales, Brassicaceae. Gene Ontology annotation, molecular function: polygalacturonate 4-alpha-galacturonosyltransferase activity.